This is a messenger RNA of Octopus sinensis (East Asian common octopus), 4375 nucleotides long. RefSeq lists its product as uncharacterized. The record is from RefSeq and is a predicted model, not a curated record. The transcript has 7 exons. Bases 80 to 2287 code for a protein of 735 amino acids. Lineage: Eukaryota; Metazoa; Mollusca; Cephalopoda; Octopoda; Octopodidae.
UCAAUUUGUCUCAAUUAUUGUUUCUUCACACUUCUGUAAUCGUUUACAUAUUGGCAGAUUAAAACGACAUCAAUCCAAGAUGGGACAAGGUGCUUCCACUGAAGUAAAUCAGCAGACAGAGAAGAAUGGAACCAAAGAAGUCAAUGAGAAGGGAAAAGAAGAGGAAAUAAAAGACAUAGAUAAAACAGGAAGUUUAAGAAAGAAGGCAUGGCUGAAACGUAAACCAAGUGAUCAAAAGUCACCAAAGUCAAAGAAAAAAGGUAAAGAAAAUAAAAAGAAAGGUUCUCAGGAUAAACUUUCCAUCACUACAGAGGAACCAGAAAAAGAAGAAGUAUCUCAUAGACUUUCAAGAAUUGAAUUACAUCUAGAAGAGUGUCAACCAGCUCCUGAUGAUGAUACAAUAUCAUUGUCGUCAUGUGGAGAAAAUGUUGAAAAUCAUUUACAAGAUGUUAUAUCUGAUGACAAUUCAACUGCAGCAGAUCGUAGCUCCAGUAGCUGCAUUGAUAACAAUCUCACUGACAGUAUUUCAAAGGAUGAUAGUGAACCCUUGAAUAAUACAUCUCACCUACCACUUGCAAAUAAGAAUCAAGAAGAUAGUAACCUGAGCAAGAAACAUGAUAAAUUAGAUGAUGAAAUACAUGACUUGAAAGAAAUAAAGGGAGACAUCAAUGAAAAACAAGAUGACUCAAUUGAAAAACAAGUUGAAUCAGUUGAAAAGCAGGAUGGCUUAAUUGAAAAACAAGAUGACUUAAAAGAAAAUCAUGAUGAUUUAAAAGAAAUGAUAAAUGAAAAACAGGACAUCUUAAAAGAAACUGAAGAUGUAAAACAGGAUGAUUUAAAAGAAGCACAAGUAGAUUUAAAUGAAAAGAAAGAUGACUUAAAAGAAUCACAAGAGGAUUGUAAUGAAAAGGGGGACGGAAUAAAUGAAAUUAUUCAUACAUCAGCUGUUGAAGUUACAGAAGUAUGCCUGAACUUCAAAGAAGAUGAGGAUUUGGUAGAACAUUCACAAAAUGUCAUCCCUGUCAAUCAAACUGAAGAAGAAAAUGAUAAUAAAAUAGUUGUGUCAUCUGAGAAUGAUGCUUUAAAUCUUGAGAAUAAAGGAGAAUCAAAAACAGAAGAAUCAACAGUUGGAGUGGCUGUACAUGUAGAUGACUGUCAUAAUAUCAAAGAUGAACAUACAACAAACACUGAUUUCAUUGCCAGUACCCAGACCAAUCCUGACAUUACAUUUACUAACAUCGAAGUGGCUUCAGCAAAUUUGGAAGAUCUUGAAAGUCAUGAACCCAAAAAUGAUGAGUGUGAAAUUUCUUCUUUAUCACUUGAUGCUAGCUCUCCAUUACAAGAUAGCAGAAAAGAUGAGAUUGAAAUAAAAGAUGCAGUAAAACAAGAAGUAGUUGAAGUAACAGAAAUUGGAUAUACUAUAGAGCAAGUAGAGAGUGAAAUUAAGAGCGAACCUGAAGUAGCACCAUCUACUCUGGUCAUCCAAACUGAGAUGAUGUCUGAAAUCAAAGAUGUAAAUUCAGAGGAAACCAUUUUGAACAAUGGUGACGAAAUUGUGAGUGCAUUAGAGGAGAGUGUCGAUCAAGAAAUCACACAUUAUAUGCAAAUACCAAAUGAUGACAAUGUCUCAUUAGAUUCCAAAACAUCAAAAUUUGAUGAAAGCAUUACUGAAAUAAGAGGUCAUUUGGAUGAUGACAUCCAUCAUACCUCAUCAAUGUUAUCUGAAAGUGAAACGGUAUGUAUUGUAGAAUCAAACCAUCAAGGUCUCUCAGUUGAAAUGUGCUCUGAUGAAACAGCAACAGAAGAGGAUACUACAAAGGUAAUGGAUGCAACAGUUGAGGAAUUAGUACCAGACAGUUCAGUCAAUGAUGGUUUUAAUCAUUCAGAGUUAACUGAAAAUACAGAAAACAAGGAACCACAAUAUAAAAUUAACCUUAAUGAAAGAAAUAUGUCUGACCCAGAAGUUUUAUUGGAAACCAUUCGGAUGAUGGAGGAAGCUAAAGCAAAAGGACCAUCUGUAGAAAUAAUGACAACAGACUUAGAUGCAGAAGAUUUAUCGGAGGAGACAACACUGCAUCCAGUAAAUAAUACUGAAGAAAGCAAGGUGAACAAUAUAGAAAUUAAUAAUCUCCAGAAUUCUAAUACCAAUGAUGAAGAAGGCAGUAUUGGUGAACCGAGUGACCAAUCAUUGGCAAUGUCCUCCUCAACAAGUACUGAACAAAGUGACAAUGUGGCUAAAAUGAAACCAACAUAUACAGAUAAUUCAAAUGGAACUGUUUUUGUAUAGGACUCUCAAAAACAAUUAAGCCUUUAUUACAGUUAUUAUUAUUAUCAUUAUUAUUAUUAUUACUAUUACUGCUGAUAUUUAUUUUUUAAAAGAUAUCCUUAUAGUAGAACAAUUAUAAGGUUAUCAUUUCAGAAAAGUAAUAAGUAUAUAAGAUAAAGCCAUCAGUUUAGACUGAUACAUAUGAUAUGACAAUAAUGUCAUACUUUUUUAAUUCAAACAAUCAAUAAUCAACACAAAGUAUUAUAAAGUAGCUUUAUUAUAUUUAACUCAUUAAUAUUUAGCCAUCAUAUUUGUUUUUUAAUUGAAAAUGUAAUUGUAGAGGAAGCACGUCUAUUUAUUUCCCCAAGAUAUUCAACCAUCAGCAGCUUCUUACAAAUGUCAUUUUAUAUCAAGAGAUACAAAGAAUAAAUAAGAAGACACUGGUUUACUACAUAUAUGGCAAAAAGAUCCCUAACUCCUUUGAAUCAAUGGAUAAAGGGGUAUAAAACACUAUUGUUGAUACCAUUUUAGAUGUAUAAGGUCUUUAUUUUGAUUAACUGGUUAUUUUUUGUUUUCUGUCAUCUUUUUUUUUUCCUUUAAAUAAUAUAACUGAUAAAUGGAACAAAUAUCAUCAGAGAAAUGUCUGUAUAUUAACUGAUGAUUAAACAGACUAUUCCUUCUGUUAAAGUUUUAUAAGCUAGGUUUUAUGAUGCUUAUACAUCAGAAAAACACACAACAAAUGGUCUUUGUAACAGAAGCAAAUAUGUCACCUAAAAAAGAAUUCUACAGAGAAAAAGGUCUUUUAAGACAACUUGCAAAUUUAAAAGAUUUAUAUGUAAUUGAAAAUAAUUUCUUGUGUCUGUUAUAUAUUAUUAUAAUAUAUAAUAUUGUAAAAUUAUACAUUAUAAUACACAAUAUAUUGUUAUAAUUUUAAUUAUAUCAUAUAAUAUUAUAUUGUUAUAAUAUAUAAAAUUAUAUUAUAUGCCAAAAAAUGUAUCUCAAUAUACCAAAGUUAUUGAAAAAAAGGGAGUGAUUUAAUGAUGGUAACAAAUCUCAAUUCUCUGUCUUUGCAUAAUAUAAUGGUUAAACUGAAAUAUUUCUGACCAAGGAUCCCGAGCAACAGAAAACCCUCUCAAGUCUAAACAUAUUCUUCUUCGAGUAUUCAUUAUGUAUUUAAUUCAAUUUUUAAGACUCCAAUUAGGAAUGGGAUAAUUGCCGUUUCGAAUCUUGUUCUACCUGUAGUAAUUUCUUAUGGAAUUCUUCCAGAAAUCUUAUGGAAAUGGGUGCAAUAUCUAUCAAAAUGUUCUUUAUCCCUUGAGGCCUUAUGAAUAUCAGCUUAUCCCCGCCACCCUGCUCCGUUAUGAUACAACAAACAAAAGUACUGCAAUUUUAAAAGAAAAAAAAUGAGAUAAUGAGAUCUAUAGAAAAAGAUCUUAAGUGACUCUUUGCUUUUCAAAUAAUUAACUACAUAAUUAUGAAGAGAGAAAAAUCAAAACAGUUCAGUUUUUCAGGAAGAGAUAUCAUUUUAUAAAAAUAUGUUUAAUGGUAUAUAAAAGAGCUCAACACUUCUAACUGACUUAUUCUCCAGUUUAUUAUUUUUUAACAAAAAACUCUUAAAUAAAAAAUAGGUGGGGAGAAAUGAUUUAACUUUACCCAUAUUUUUUAGAUAAUCUUUUAAGCUAUAUAUUUCUGUGUUAAUUUAAAGUUGUUAAUUCUAUCUUUCGGAUUAAUCAAAUUAACAUAAAAUUAUUUAUUAUAAUGAAUUUUUUCUUUCUUCAUGAGUUGUUUAAAAGAUUACAUACACUGUUAAUGAAAAUUAGUAAAUAUACGUCAGUUUAGAAAAGAUUGUGUUACCUUUUUCGAUAUGAAUAGCAUUAAAUGUCUACAUUAAUAUUGUAAUGGAGUCUAUCAGAAAAAUGAAAUUACAAAGUCAAAAAAGCAAGAUUCCAAGUUCAUGUUUAAAUUUCCUGAGCAAUACAAUAAGUCUUCAAUAUAUUUUGAUUUCUUUCCAACUAAUGUAAAAACUGAAACCAAAACAUUAAAAAUAUUUUAAAAAAUAAAUAAAACAAUAAAAAAGCAUGAAAAGAAAAAAAUGUUUUAUAACAAAAA